Molecule: messenger RNA, 1471 nt
Organism: Cornus florida
Lineage: Eukaryota; Viridiplantae; Streptophyta; Magnoliopsida; Cornales; Cornaceae
Product: calmodulin-like protein 30
Exons: 1
Coding region: 287-829 (180 amino acids)
Molecular function (GO): calcium ion binding
Source: RefSeq, a predicted model, not a curated record
UCUUUUUAUUAUUCUUCUUUCUUCUUCUUAUCCUAUCUCUAUUGAAUGGGAAUCUUUUGUUUUAUCACGCACGUCGUUAAGGAAUAAAAUUGAUUGCUUACAAAAAGAAAAGAGAGAGUACUUUGCUUUACCCUGCUGACUUUAGCAUCAAAAUAUAUAUUUUAUGUUUCUCAACCAGGAUAUGAAGAUGUCUGUGUCUUCCAUUCCAACAAUAAAGAGGGGUGUACUUUGAGAUCUCAUUUCACUUGGAGCUUUUACUCUCAUUGUUCAGAACUCUUAGCAGAAAAUGUCGAGUUUUCUUGAUUUCCAGUACAACCUUUCGAAAAGGAAAUUCUUGCGGAAGCCAACCCGAAUGUUUUCCAGACAAGAAUCCGGCUUGUUGCCUGUCUACCAGCUGGAUAAUGAGGAGAUUAAGCGGGUGUUUGAUAAAUUUGAUUCGAACAAAGAUGGGAAGAUUUCUAAAGAGGAGUACACGGUCAUACUGAAAGCACUUGAAAAGGAAAGCACGAGCAGAGAGGUUGACAAGAUAUUCGAGGUUGCCGAUCUGGACAGGGAUGGGUUUAUUGAUUUCAAAGAGUUUCUGGUAGUGCAGAAUAAGGGAGGUGGGGUGAAGAAAAUGGACGUGCAGAGUGCCUUUCGGACAUUUGAUUCAGAUGGCGACGGGAAAAUAAGCGCCGAGGAAGUGCAUGAGUUGUUGAGGCGGCUUGGGGAGAAGUGCACCCUAUCCGACUGUCGGAAAAUGGUGAGUGCGGUGGAUGCCAAUGGCGAUGGUGUGAUUGACAUGGAUGAGUUCAUGACAAUGAUGACUCGCAACAUGAAGCUUUGCUAACGUUCAACCACAGUUGCUUCUCUUCCAAAACCACCUUGUAUGAUAUAUAUAUUGAUUGCCUAGGGAAAAAAUGCAGCGAUGCUGUGACUUUGUACCAUAAGUAGAAAAAUCUAAUGAAUAUCAUCUCUGUAAUUAUGUAGCAAAGGGACAAAAUCCCCCGCUCUUCGGGGAUGCCCUUAGCAUUGAGGAACAUGUACUAGGGUGUAUGUGCGACUUGUUCAUAUCAUGGGCUGGUUUAGAUCGAUCCUAACCGGAUGAUUAUAGAAUAUUAAACCCGGCAAGAAAAUCAAAUCUUAAAUCGCGGAUUUGUGUGAAAUCCGUGCUAUUUUCAUUCAACCGCUACAAGAUCAACGAUUCCAUAAGCUUCGGCUUCUUUUGCUGACAUAAAAACAUCCCUCUCCAUGUCUUCAGAAACAACCCAUAAGGGUUUGCCCGUUCUUUGUACAUAAACCCUUGUGAGGGUUUCGCGCAGUUUCAGCAGUUCUUCUGCUUCCAGGAUAAAUUCUCCCGUUUGUGCCUCAUAAUAAGCACUCGCAGGUUGAUGGAUCAUUACCCUAAUGAUAUAAUAUAAUAAAAGGUUCCUCUAUCUCGCAGAGAAAAGAAAGAAAGAUAAAGAAUAACAAGAAAAAAAAAAAGAUAGAA